Venustampulla echinocandica is the source of this 567-nucleotide messenger RNA. Its product is annotated as putative ras-related GTP-binding protein. Gene Ontology annotation, molecular function: GTP binding; GTPase activity; GDP binding. The record is from RefSeq and is a predicted model, not a curated record. Gene Ontology annotation, biological process: small GTPase-mediated signal transduction. Lineage: Eukaryota; Fungi; Ascomycota; Leotiomycetes; Helotiales; Pleuroascaceae. The transcript has 4 exons. Bases 1 to 567 code for a protein of 188 amino acids. Gene Ontology annotation, cellular component: plasma membrane.
AUGCCUCCUGCCGCCGCCAAGCAGCGGAAGAUCGCUAUUGUGGGCAGUCGCUCGGUCGGCAAAUCGUCGCUCACGGUGCAAUUCGUCGACGGGCACUUUGUGGAGAGUUACUAUCCCACCAUCGAGAAUACGUUCAGCAAGGUCAUUAAGUUCAAAGGCCAGGAAUAUGCCACCGAGAUCAUCGACACGGCUGGUCAGGAUGAGUACAGCAUUCUCAAUUCGAAGCACUUCAUUGGAAUACAUGGGUAUAUGCUUGUGUACUCGGUAGCAUCCAUGCAAUCAUUCGAGAUGAUUCAGGUUAUUCGAGAUAAGAUUCUAAACCAUCUGGGUUCCGAAUGGGUUCCUAUUGUCAUAGUCGGCAACAAGAGCGAUUUACGGCCAGAGCAACGACAAGUCACUCCCGAGGCGGGCAAGGAAUUGGCAGAGAAGUUCCAGUGCGCUUGGACGGAGGCCAGCGCCCGAUACAAUGAGAAUGUCACAAAGGCUUUUGAGUUGAUGAUUAUGCAGGUUGAGAAGUCGCAGAAUCCUAAUGAGCCGACUGGAGAGAAGGGUUGCGAGGUGAUGUGA